GUCAUUGUAGUCCUACCGCGUUCUGUCUCCGCUACUAAUGUUCCUGUUCGGCUCCUUCUUCUGCAGCCUCUCCGUGUGUCCAUACACCUCUUUCGUACUAAGCGUCCGGGCUGGGAAGGCGCUUGCCUGAAGCGACCAAGCGAGGCUGCGGUCGCCUCCAGAGCCCAGGGAGAGAACUACAAGUCCCAUGCUGCCUUGCGAGGCCGGGGCACGGCAGGAUUUAAAGGCUCAGUACGAGCCGGAGAUAAUGCAGCAGGUUGGUUAGGGGGAUUUUUUACUGCAAUAUACGUACGUAUUUAAAUGAGUGUGGUGGAAAAAAAAAAAGAAAAAAAAAAAAAAAAAGGAAAGAAAGAAGGAAUGACAGGGUGAGACAUGAGAAGAGUGAGAAGAACAAGUCAUCCUCCCCAAGCUGUGUGAUAGAAGAUAUAGACCGCCUGCUGUCUUCUUCAGAAUGACCUCUCCUCAGUGGAUAGCCGUAAAACCAGUGAUGACACAUUGCUACGUACUGUACAAAACCAGACCACGGAAAUCAGUAUGGUCCUAUGUGUGUCUAUGUGCUUCUAGAUUUCAGCACCAAACAACCCCUAGCUACUAAUACAUUGCUUAGAUGUCUAAAGGGAACAGGCAGAGUCAUGUUGUCUUGUUCACCAAUUCAUCCAUAUUAACCCGCAUGGUGUGGGCUCCUUCUAGAACUUCCACUCCUUGUUGCAUUGCAUCGUCUUAUAAACCAGACAGCGGCUGGACAAAAAUGUCUGCAGAGUGGUUGACUGACUGGACCUGUUUACUGAGAGGACUUCGUGACCUGAUUGCUGGGUGCAUCCAAGCUGUGCGUGACUGCAAUACCUUCGCCCUAACUACCGUUGUCUGCCUCUUAUUGUUGUUUGCAUGGUAUUGUUACCGAGUUGGUAAGGACCAACCCCGUUCUCCCUUUGCCACUGUGAAUUUACUCAUUCAAAGUUCAGACGCCAAAGGCUUGCAGAAUGGGUUUGCUUAUUGCCACUCACGUGAGUGUGUACGUUGUACCCAUAAUGAAGGACUGAACCAAAAACUUUAUCAUAAUCUGCAGGAAUAUGCCAAAAGGUACUCCUGGUCUGGCAUGGGCAGAAUUCACAAAGGCAUCCGCGAACAAGGUCGUUAUUUAAACGACAGGCCAUCUAUACAAAAGCCAGAGCUUUUCUUCCUUCCUGAUUUACCAACCUUGCCGUAUUUUGCGCGGGAUGCUCAAAAGCAUGACGUGGAGAUGCUAGAACAGAACUUUGCCACAAUCCUCAGUGAAUUUGAAGUCAUCUACAAAGCCUUUUCAAACUGCAGCAUGCCUCAAGGUUGGAAAUUAAACAGUACUCCAACUGGGGAAUGGUUCACAUUUUAUUUAGUCAAUCAAGGUGUGUGCAUUCCUGCCAAUUGCAAGAAAUGCCCACGGACGUAUCGCUUGCUUGGAUGUCUUCGUACCUUCAUUGGCAACAAUGUGUUUGGGAAUGCUUGUAUAUCUGUGCUUACCCCGGGAACAGUCAUAACCGAGCAUUACGGGCCCACCAACAUCAGAAUAAGAUGCCAUUUAGGUUUACGAAUCCCAGCUAACUGUGAACUGGUGGUUGGAGGAGAGCCACAGUGCUGGGCAGAAGGACAUUGCCUUCUGUUUGAUGACUCCUUCCUGCACACAGCAUUUCAUGAAGGUUCAGCAGAAGACGGACCUCGAGUAAUUUUUAUGGUCGAUCUGUGGCACCCCAAUGUGGCAGCAGCUGAACGUCAAGCACUUGAUUCGAUAUUUGCUCCCGGACGCUGAUUCAGUUCCACCACUUGCAACCGAACAUCUAUGCUCAUGGGAUCUUGCCUCAAAAAAAAAAAAAAAAGCUUGUCUCUAACAAAAUCCAUUCUGUGUAUAAGAACUAUGUCUUAUGUUCUCUAUUUAACCAUUGGCUUCUCUAUAGGUUUCCAUUGUAGAAAUGUGACAAAGAAGUAUAUGCAUCAAUCAACGUACAACUCUUUCACGAGAGAGCACUGAACUCUACUCAGCAGAGGAGAGCACUGAUAUGGUGGCUAAGGCUCCUAGCACCAUAUUAACUAAACAGCACAAACCAACAUUUAGCUUCAAGGCUUAUUGUAAACGAGGCAAAAACCUGGGAGACCCCUUUAUAGGCGCAUAUAGUAAAAUAUCAAAGCAUUCAGGGAAUGGCUGGGAAUCCUUCACAAUGCUCAGUUUUGUUCUCCCCUUAUGAGAUUUUAGCAAAAAUUGUAGUAUUUCAUAUUGCAGCUAACACCAUAUUUUCCAUUCUCUACUAGAAUGCAGCACUACUAUAGUAUGUUUCAUGUUACUACUGUAUAUUUAUACAACUCUGAAAUACAAGUUUAGGAAGUGACCUAAAGCAAUGUAUUUGUUGACGUGGACAAGGCCACAGAGUCUUCAUGUCAAAAUUGAUCAGCCAUGUAGGAUUAUCUUCUUGCUCACUCAGACAUGCCGAGGUAUUACACCCUCAUUAAUCACGUUGGGGAGGUCUCCCUCUGCUCAGCCAUGGCUAGACAAAAAAAAAAAAGAUCUUUUUUUAAAAAAAAAGAUACUGCAUUCUGCGAUCGUUGUAUACAACACAAAUCCUUUGAAUGCAGCUUAUAAUGCUGAAAUCAUAAAAUUUAAAUAAAAACGGGACUUUCUUCACUGGU
This is a messenger RNA of Rana temporaria (common frog), 2655 nucleotides long. RefSeq names its product aspartate beta-hydroxylase domain containing 2 (gene ASPHD2). The transcript has 4 exons. The record is from RefSeq and is a predicted model, not a curated record. Bases 608 to 1783 code for a protein of 391 amino acids. NCBI's taxonomy places the organism in Eukaryota, Metazoa, Chordata, Amphibia, Anura, Ranidae.